Molecule: messenger RNA, 1527 nt
Organism: Lachancea thermotolerans CBS 6340
Lineage: Eukaryota; Fungi; Ascomycota; Saccharomycetes; Saccharomycetales; Saccharomycetaceae
Product: allantoate permease family MFS transporter
Exons: 1
Coding region: 1-1527 (508 amino acids)
Biological process (GO): transmembrane transport
Cellular component (GO): membrane
Molecular function (GO): transmembrane transporter activity
Source: RefSeq, a predicted model, not a curated record
AUGAAUGGGCACUCAAGCCCUGCUAAGGAACUUGAAGUUACCACAAUCAAUGAAUGUUGUUUGGCGAAAAGUUCGACUCAGCUCAGCGUCGUGGAGGGCGAAGUGUGCGACCAAUCUAUUUCUGGUGACACACCCACAACACACGGAACUUUACAGAUUGAUCCUGCAGAAGAGAAAGCUUUAGUAAGGAAAUUGGACCGCAGGUUUGUACCAGUGCUUGCCUUUGCUUACUUUUUACAGUCUUUAGACAAGACUAAUAUUGGUAAUGCUUACACUUCUGGAAUGAAAGAGGAUCUCGAUCUCACUCCUAAGCAAUACUCAAAUGCUGUGUCAGUCCUUUACUCAACAUUUUUAAUCGCUCAGGUUCCAACAACGUUGUAUUUAAGAGUAAUUCCUCCCCGAUAUUUUAUGUCCGGUAUGGUGUUUUGUUGGUCGAUAAUCACCCUAUGUAGUGGGUUCGUGAAGUCUUACCACUCGCUGAUAGCACUUAGGGUACUUUUAGGCGCUUUUGAAGGCGGUUACUUUCCAGCAAUGGUGCUGCUUGUUAGCAUGAUUUACAAGCCUGAAGAGCAAGCAAAAAGAAUAGCAUUUUUCUUCAGCUGUGCGGCACUCGCUGGCGCUUUUGGGGGCUUGAUUGCUACAGGAUUGGCGACAGUCCAUGGCGCAGGAGGCCUUAACGGAUGGAGAUGGCUGUAUAUCAUAGAGGGGCUCGUUUCGACUACCGCAGCUGUAUGGAUUUACUUUGGUCUUCCCACAGAUGUUGAAAUGCCCGCUUUCAUGAACAAUCGAGAAAAAAGCCUCCUGAAAGUGAGAUCAAAACAACGUUUACAGUACAUUGGGCCACAACCCAAUUUUAGCUGGGACUUUGUUUGGGAUGCUUUGAAGGAUUUCAAAGUCUACAGUGGUCUGGCGAUACAAUUCUGUCAGAAUAUAAUCCUUUAUGCCUUCACAACAUUUCUACCUGCGAUUUUGAAACUUGGAAUGGGCUAUUCAUCAAGACAAGCGCAAUACCUGACCGUACCAGUUUAUAUCCUUGCGGCAGCAGUUUUUCUAAGCUCUGCAUAUUUCAGUGAUCGGUUUAACAUGAGAGGGCCAAUAAUUUUGUGCUUCAAUAUCGUGACCAUUAUCGGAUACAUCAUUAUGCUUACAGCAAAAACUUCCGGAGUGAAAUACUUUGCUUGCUAUUUGAUGACUUUUUCAGCUUUCACAGGCCCUGGACUCAACGUAACAUGGGUAUCAAACAACAUUGCUCCACAUUAUAAACGCGCCACUGCAAUUGGUCUAAGUCAAAUGUUUGGCAACUUAGCCGGAGCAAUAGCAGGUCAAGUUUACAUCAAGCCCCCAUACGUGCUGGGAAACUCAUUUUCUUUAGGUUGCGUGGGUUUCUCCAGUCUUUUGGUUGCUCUUCAAAUUAUCUUAUUUUACAGAAUCAAUGAAAGAAGAGCUGCCAUUUUACGAGGAGCAGUGGUUGAUAAAUUUAAGAAAAGAAGUGGGGACAAAGAUCUGAAUUUCAAAUACUGUAUAUAA